Molecule: messenger RNA, 747 nt
Organism: Dovyalis caffra
Lineage: Eukaryota; Viridiplantae; Streptophyta; Magnoliopsida; Malpighiales; Salicaceae
Source: the annotation of a GenBank genome assembly
AUGUCAGGUGGUGUUGGUCCAACAGGGAAUGACAUAAGCCUUCCAAAUGAAAGAGAACAAGAACAGAAACUCCAAGAAGAUCUUGCUUCCUUGAAAAACCCUAAAAGCAGUACCACCUCAAAGAAAGCUGGUUUCUUGAGCUUUCAACAACUAAAUGUUCUUGCUGUUAUGACUGUGUUUGCUGCAAGUGGCAUGGUAAGCCCUGAAGACUUUGCUUUUGUUGUCUUUUCCAUUGUUUACAUGUAUUUUUUCUCCAAAGUUGCUUUCCCCACCAUCAACCCUCCAAGAGACUCGGUAGUUUUUGAUCCGAAAAACAAGAUUCUUGGCCUAUACGUGUUUGUUGGUGCUAUCAUCGGCCUCUUUCUCCCCAUAGUUUAUAUCUUUGAAGGCAUUUUCGAGGGAGAUAAAGAAGGGAUCAAGGCAGCAGCACCACAUGUUUUUCUCCUAGCAGCUCAGGUUUUCAUGGAAGGACUGGCAUUUUCAGACAGGUUUUCGAUCCCAAUUCGUGUGUUUGUGCCUGUGUUUUAUAAUUCAAGGAGGAUUUUCACGCUUGUGGAUUGGUUCAGGGAUGAGAUCUCAAAGGCGGAGCAGGAUUAUGGAGGGUCUACUUGGAGGCUCCAUAUUGGUAGAGCUCUUGCUGUGGCUAACCUGGCUUUUUGGUGCUUCAAUCUUUUUGGCUUCUUGUUGCCUGUUUAUAUCCCUAGAGCCUUCAAGAAGUACUACUCUGGAUUCAAGGUCAAGGAUUAA